AUGCUUCAGAGCUCAAUCGACCACACACUCAUCAACAACAUGAUCUUCAGAGAGUCAGAGUCCAACAACAUGGGUCGCGGUGCCUACGAUACCACUGGCACCCCCAAGCCUCCUCCACCACCGCCCAAAUAA
This is a messenger RNA of Alternaria arborescens, 132 nucleotides long. RefSeq lists its product as hypothetical. The transcript is spliced from 2 exons. NCBI's taxonomy places the organism in Eukaryota, Fungi, Ascomycota, Dothideomycetes, Pleosporales, Pleosporaceae. The record is from RefSeq and is a predicted model, not a curated record. The coding region runs from base 1 to 132 and encodes 43 amino acids.